Molecule: messenger RNA, 2541 nt
Organism: Argentina anserina (silverweed cinquefoil)
Lineage: Eukaryota; Viridiplantae; Streptophyta; Magnoliopsida; Rosales; Rosaceae
Product: WRKY transcription factor 44
Exons: 7
Coding region: 546-1982 (478 amino acids)
Biological process (GO): regulation of DNA-templated transcription
Molecular function (GO): sequence-specific DNA binding; DNA-binding transcription factor activity
Source: RefSeq, a predicted model, not a curated record
UUCAUUCAAAAGACAACCCCCACUUUUCCAAUUUUUCAUCUUUGUUUUUGCCCAGUUUGCAAAAUAGUAAAUCCCAAGAGGAAAUCAAAGUGAAAACUCUAUACUAGAGACAAGAGUUUUACAGUGGCAAAUAAUCUGUAUUCCUUUUCCUGGAGACUUUUGUUCUCUGUGUCCAAGUGUGUCUUUUACCCCAGAAUUUUUGGUUGCAGAAGACUCUUUGGAAUACUCCAUUAGAACGGCACUGUUUAAACUCCGAGUGCAGAUUAACCUGAGUGGUUUGAAACUUUACUUAUUAGAUUUGUGGACCCAAAAGAUUUGUGUCUCUGUGAGCUGAAACCUGAAGCCUUUCCGGGUAAGAAGAAGGGUGAGCUUUGCUCAAUUGGACUCAAGAUUCACAACGGCACCUCCUUAGUCUUCUUGUAGUACAAAAUCCAUCUCAAGCUUCACCACCGAUUAACUUUCGCUUGCUCCCGGCAGAGAGAUGCACAGCGUAGUCCAUCCUUAAUACAAAUGUACCCAAUUGGAGCAUAACACAAUCGUUAGAAAUGGACAUUAAGGAGGCAGAGCGAGUAGCGAUAGCUAAACCUGUUGCUUCAAGGCCUACUUGUUCUAGCUUUAAGUCAUUUACGGAGCUUCUCACAGGCGCUAUCGAUGCAUCACCCUCUAAUGUAUCUUCUGAAACUGCUGUUCCUGCCAUCAGACCGAAGACUGUAAGGUUCAAGCCAACAGUGAAUCAUCCUGUUGCUGGAUUGGUUUCUUCCCAGGCAGGGACGCCCAGUGCUGCACUCAGUAAUUCAGCAGAGAAGGUAUCAAAGUCAGAUAGUAAAUUGACUGUGCUAUACAAACCAUUGGCAAAAGUUGUAUCAAGGGCGACUGUUUCUGCCUUGGCUAAUCUGGGAAACUUCAGUGCUAGCCAGCAACAAACACAAUCAUCAGUUGGGCUUGGAAGGGUUCUACAUUCUAACCGCGAGAAACCUUACAAAACCCAACUUGUCUCAAACCUUUAUCAGAAAAGCCGAUCAUGUGCAGAGACAAGCCAGACUACAGAACCAGUAAAGAUAGGAUCACAGAAUAUGGAAGAGGAUGCAAAAGUUAUACCAGCCGCAGCCAACAGUGAUAGGCCUUCUUAUGAUGGAUAUAAUUGGAGAAAAUAUGGACAAAAGCAAGUCAAAGGAAGUGAGUAUCCGCGAAGUUAUUACAAGUGCACACAUCCAAAUUGUCCUGUGAAAAAGAAGGUUGAGAGAUCUUUGGAUGGACAAAUUGCUGAGAUUGUAUACAAGGGUGAACACAACCACUCAAAGCCUCAGCCUCCAAAGCGCAGCUCAUCUGGGACACAAGGGUCAGGUUUUGCAUCUGAUGCAACUGGUCAAGAGAACAACACCCGGUUAUGGAACAGUCAUCUUAAUGAAAAAAAUGAAGGUUCAGAAGGUAGAGUAGAGGAUCAGAAUGAAGUUGCAGUACCUGUGCAUUCUUAUCAAAACAAGUCUGUAGUACAUUAUGAUCCACUUGUAACUGGAACACUAACUGCUGGCGGUGCAACUCCUGAUAAUUCUUGUGGUGUAAGCGGAGAAUGUGAGGAAGGAAGCAAGGGAGUUGAAGCAGAGGAUUAUGAGCCUAGAAGUAAGAGAAGAAAAAGUGAAAAUCAAUCAAAUGAAGCAGGCAUAUCGGGUGAAGUCAUGGAAGAACCUCGUGUUGUGGUGCAAAGUUCUGCAGAUACUGAGAUUACAGGUGAUGGCUUUCGCUGGAGGAAAUAUGGCCAGAAAGUUGUUAAGGGAAAUCCAUAUCCAAGAAGUUACUACAGAUGCACCAGUGUCAAAUGCAGUGUUCGUAAGCACGUAGAGAGAGUCUCAGAGGAUCCGAAAGCCUUUAUCACAACAUACGAAGGAAAACACAACCAUGACAUGCCACUGAGGACGGCAAACCCAGGAGCAUCAUCAGAAAAGGAUACACAGGCCCCUCCUUCAAGUAAAGAAAAGCCAUGAGUCUGAAAUUCACACUCAGUGAUCAAGCAUCUUUAAUCUGACAAAAAUGUCAAAUAGAGCUUGGCAGCUUGCUGUGCAUUCAAAUCAUAUCAUAUUAUAUCAGACCACCAAGUAAGCUGCAGUGACAUUCUGAUGCCCACUUUGAUUGGUCUGCUGCAGAUACUUGGUGGAAUGGAAUCUCUUUGAAAGUUGCUGCUUGAUGCAGACAUUUAUUUACGUGGGUUUCUGGAAAUACAGAAAUGGCUGGAAACAUUUUUGGCUGAAUUUUCCCUACUGCUGCAUUAGUUAGUUCAAUAUUAGUAGAGUAACAUAAUUUUUCUCUUCUAAUUUUCAAGCUACUUCAUAAUAAAAGUCUUAUUAGCUACACAUGAUGGCAGUUAGGUGAUAACUUGGUGGCAUUCUACCCACUCGUGUAAGGACACGGACAGUUUAAUGAUUCAAUUUUUAGUGAGGCAAUGGUUGUGUUAUUGUCUAUUACUAUCAGAAAGGUAAAAUUUACAGAUUGUAUAGGGCUGAUCGUAAAGUUUUACGUACCUUAGAUCCAGGUUCUUUAUGUGCU